AUGUUUCUGCAGUAUUAUCUCAACAGUGGGGAGAUCAGGUCUAUACAACGAAGAAGCUGGGCUGAACCUAUGGGACAAGAGACCUCCUCGACUCAUCCUGCUGGGUUCUCCCCAGAUGACAAAUACUCUUGACACUGAAUCACCAUCAAGAAACACUUCAAGGCACUCAAGACCCAGCAACCAUGCCCUAUCCUCUGAGCGUCCCUUACAUUUCA
Molecule: messenger RNA, 215 nt
Organism: Mirounga angustirostris (Northern elephant seal)
Lineage: Eukaryota; Metazoa; Chordata; Mammalia; Carnivora; Phocidae
Product: H/ACA ribonucleoprotein complex subunit 3-like
Exons: 1
Biological process (GO): positive regulation of telomerase RNA localization to Cajal body; ribosome biogenesis; rRNA pseudouridine synthesis
Cellular component (GO): box H/ACA snoRNP complex
Molecular function (GO): telomerase RNA binding; snoRNA binding
Source: RefSeq, a predicted model, not a curated record